This is a messenger RNA of Elaeis guineensis (African oil palm), 1058 nucleotides long. RefSeq lists its product as uncharacterized. The record is from RefSeq and is a predicted model, not a curated record. Gene Ontology annotation, biological process: regulation of DNA-templated transcription. Lineage: Eukaryota; Viridiplantae; Streptophyta; Magnoliopsida; Arecales; Arecaceae. Gene Ontology annotation, molecular function: sequence-specific DNA binding; DNA-binding transcription factor activity.
GGAAUGCAUUCCUCCAAAGUCCACCCCAUCCUGUGUGCAAGACCACCCCCUCCUCUACACCAUCACCAACAUCACAAACCAAGAGAUUGUAGCAGAUACAAAAGCAUUUCCAUUGAUGAAGUAAACACCGUUUAUAUCCAAGAGGCUGCUCCAGGAUAUGAGCUAACAAGUCGGCUUCAGGCUCUUCUUUGGCGAUACCCGGUCAGAAUUGGCUGGAUUCCUCUUUGAGGAGAACUUGCAAUCCUUAAACAUGGCCCUCUCCAUCUUGAAGCGCAGCAAGACAGAGGUUGGCCACCAGGACCUGGUGGCUACCAGGUCGGGCAUAGGUUCCGGUGAUGCAGCUGCACUUGGUGGCGAUCAAAGAGGUCAAGGUAAAAGGAGGGACCGGCAUACAUGGACAAUAGUUACAUCGAUACCAUAUGACGAUGGCCAUCAAUGGAGAAAAUAUGGGGAAAAGAUGAUCAGUAGCUCCAAGUUUCCAAGGUGCUACUAUAGGUGUACUUACAAAGCUGAGCAAGGGUGCCAGGCAACAAAACAGGUGCAGCAAAAGGACUUCGGUGACCCUCCCUCCUUCUUGGUCACCUACACCAAUAAACAUACUUGCAGCUCUACGUUCAUGGCUCCCCAUUUUGUGGUGGAUCCAUGUCAAAGUGAGCCAUUCUCUCUUUGCUUUGAUUCAAGUGCUGGUGGAAUAAUCAACGAACAGCCUGCUUUCCUCACUUCCUUGCCCACCAUCAUACAAGACUGUGAUGGAAGAAUGCCCAAUUGGCAACAUGAUACUAGUUCUUCAUCGAACCAACACAUGUCACUAAAUGUGGCAUCACAAGCAUACAUGGAGACGGCAGGAACAAUCUUGUCUAGCUUUGAUGAUAUCUGUUCCAAUGCUUGCCCGAUGUGGAUCUCACAUCGGUCGGAUGUGGAUUACAUGAUGAUGGAACCAAUGGAAUUAAUUGAGUUCGAUGGUAAGGAGUUGAUCUUCUAAGCUCUUAGCUGAAAUAGGGACCUUACCAUCUUGUUCUCUUGUGAAACAGUAUUGACAUACCAGGAUAAUGAAUAAA